AUGGGCCUGGGCACUCCAGGCGAAUUGAAAUAUAUUUCCAGCGAGCAUCCCGGAAGAACACUUGGGAUAUUGGAGACAUCCCGGUUCACCUCAAGAUGGCCUCACUUCAAGAUUAUCAGUGCUUCAACCAUUACUUAUUCAGCUUCGAAAAGUCGGCCUCCGGAGACAUCCACCAGGCUCUGGAGGGAACGUCAAAAUCAAGAACGAUGGCUGUUCAAGUCUCACCCAGAAAUCGCCAUGGGCAAUUCGGCAUAUCAAGACACUCUCAAAGCAGACAUGGAAGCGCUCAACAUCUCAGAUGAUGCCCUUAACACCAGGCCUUUAUUCGCCAUUGGGCACGUCCCCGAUGCCAGUGUUAAGACAGGGUCUUUAAAGUCCCCUAUAAUGGCUGUUGCUUGUGGGGAAUCCGGAGAGCUCUUACGGCUGGCCCGCAUGGAGGAUGUGCCAUUACAAUGGGGGAACAACGCAAAUGCAUUUCUGAAUCUUCAGAGCAUCGAUCCGGCCAACAGGGAGGCAGAAUUAAUAUGGACUAAUGACGGACUCCCCAUCAGGCAGAUCAAAUUUGCUGGGAACCACUCGAAAGACGACACACCUCGGUGGCUUCUGAUUCAAAAAGAAACAGCGACAACCAUUCUCAAGCCGGAAUUCCGUCAGGUGCCCACCACCUCAAAUCAGCCAACGAGCAGCUUAAUUCGGGAACGACCAUCACUGAUAAACCCAAAUCCUUUGCUAACUAUUCAGUAUCAUCAGACGGGAGGUAAUGCUCAUUCUGAUGUCGCCUUGUUUGCCACGGCAUCUGGCCGAUCGCAUCAACUUGCCAUUAUAGAUGAGGGCGGGUAUUGGAGCAUAUGGGAUGAUCCGGGAACUUCGCAGGUCCAACGAAGAGUGGCUCCCCAAUUGACUCUCAAUAAAUGCGGACAUAUUUCUCGUGGCCUACUCAACGAAUUACCGUCUAUGCCUUCCUAUUCAACCGAAAGACACGGGAUUCUGAUUUUGGAAGAAACGUGGUCUGGAAAAGUAGAAAGCUCACCGUCCCCCUCCUCCCGCAAGACGGCAGACGCUACCACGCGAUAUCUUCUGAUGUGGAAUCAUGAGAGAAUGGAAGUCCUGAAUUUAGACGCAAACAUCUUACUUCCAAGGCUCGGCCACAUCAUUCGGGAAAGGGGAAAGCUGGAUUGGAUCUUGGAUAUUCAUCGUAGUCCAACUGAGCAAGGCCAUGUUUUCAUCCUCACGCAAUAUCAUAUCACCUGGGUCGAUGUGUUUAGCCGUGAUGAAGGAGGAUCGGGGCCCCUGAAGCCGUCAAUAUUGCUCUCGUGCCCCCAUUUGGGAACAAAAAAUGACGACUCGAGGAUGUUUGUCUGCCGAGCAUCAGAUGAUGACCAAGACACAUCUCUAGUCUUUAUCUACUAUCCACGAAUGGGCCAACUUUGCAUAUUCUGGUUCACAUUUUCACCUAUAAACAGGAUGCCUCAAUGGCAUCGAGACAUUAUAUCACUUCCGGGGAGCGAGGACACGGAAUUUCCAGCAAAGAAUGUGAUUGAGUAUCUCAGGGUCGACCCAAUCCAACUCGCAGUCUCAGUCAAAGAAAAUGCUUCAAGUCCUGGAAUGGACUAUUAUAAAAAGGGUGCCCUGUUUUAUCAGUUGACUUUCUUGGGCAAAGAUUUAAGCCUACAGCGUUGCCUAUGCGCCACGUCUGACGAUCCGACGCUCGAAAUUCAAGACCCCACGGUGCCUGCUGCGUGGGCUGAAGCCAAACAACAAAUGAAAAAGCAAAAGGGGAGAAGAACUGCCAUGGCGCAUAUUUCUGGGUCAUUCAUCUUUCCAGAUGAAAUGACUGUCGACGACGUUGAGAUGCUUAUGAAUGGUGAAGAGGUCGAAGAUGACGGAGAGUCUGAUGAUAAUGUUGAGAGCCCAGCACUCGCCCGACCGACUCUUAUCAAAAUGGAUAGACUAUACCAAGCCCUACAAAACUCUCUAGAAGCUUCAAUACACCAAGGAGAAACUGGCCUCCCGUCUCAAUUGUUUGACGCCCUCGGACAAUGCCUUAACGAUGGGUUCGACCAGGGGAGGCUACCAUUGAUAACAUGGGGCGAAGUGGCUGAAGUGAUGCUGCAAGAUCCAACAUUUGAGCCCGCCGGUGACCCUCUGAGAGACGAAAUGGAGAAGAUACUGGAUGAAAACACCGAAAAGGUUGUCGUUACUCCACUUCAGCUAUAUAACCAGAACGAAAUGCCCAUGUCACUGGUCAGCCUGCAAUAUCUACAGCGCCAUUUUUCUGACAUAUGGAUCGGUCCCAUAAAGGGCAUUCUCACUGAGGAUAUGCAACAAGUUCGGCGAAUAUGGGUUACCGAACUAGCCCGAGAGGCCUUUCUGUCCAGCUACGGAAUCAUGUACCAGGAUAUUCCCUUGCUUGGGCCUAGUAGUUCUGAAGUGCUGGAGGAGGAGGAGUCUCAGAGGUCUCGGACAGGGCGUCAGAUUGGCAGCUCUCAAAUUAUAACCUCGUCGAGAUCAGCCUCCAGGGACAUAGGAUCUUCGCCUGCUGCCUCACCCGCUGCAUCGGCAACCUUCAACGGGCCAGACGAGGCGGUUGAGCGACUACGACUAUUGGCCCAGUCUUUGGACACUAACAGGCCGGACGUUUCAAAACGGUCCAAAGUGCUAUCAUACUGGCCCAAGGAACGGGGUGUCGAUCCAAACAAUUACAUUUCAAGCGUAGCAAGAGCCAAUGAGGAGCUCUUCAGGGACGCCAAAGAACGGCUACAGAGGAUCGAAGCGAAGCGAAAAGCGCGAUCGGAAAAGUUUAGGCGACCAGCAUUUAUGAGACAAGGGCUUCCCGACAUCAAUCCCCUGGCGUCAGUGCGACCGCCGCCCGUGCAAGUCAUGUCCAGCCAGGCGGCUCCAGAAGCGACUCAGCAGCAGACGGCUGUGACGAUGAGCCAGCCUGUUUCUGGACCGUUUGGAGAUAGGAAGAAGAAGAAGGUGAAGAGGAAAGGUGGCUUCAGAUGA
Molecule: messenger RNA, 3006 nt
Organism: Trichoderma harzianum CBS 226.95
Lineage: Eukaryota; Fungi; Ascomycota; Sordariomycetes; Hypocreales; Hypocreaceae
Exons: 3
Coding region: 1-3006 (1001 amino acids)
Biological process (GO): nucleolar large rRNA transcription by RNA polymerase I
Cellular component (GO): RNA polymerase I core factor complex
Molecular function (GO): RNA polymerase I general transcription initiation factor binding; RNA polymerase I transcription regulatory region sequence-specific DNA binding
Source: RefSeq, a predicted model, not a curated record